Messenger RNA from Benincasa hispida (wax gourd), 3764 nucleotides. The record is from RefSeq and is a predicted model, not a curated record. NCBI's taxonomy places the organism in Eukaryota, Viridiplantae, Streptophyta, Magnoliopsida, Cucurbitales, Cucurbitaceae.
AUAUUUUGUUUGUUCCUCUGGAUUUGAGUUAAAUCCUUUGUGUUGAGGGCAAAUUCUAUUUUUAGUUCUGGUGGCUUUUCCCUGAAGAUUUGUGGAAAUUCAUCUCUUCCCUUGAUUUUUUUUUCUCUCACUUUUAGGGCUCAUAUCUUUAGUUCCCUACUUUUUAGUCUGUGGUGGCUUUCCUUUCUGUUUAAUUCUUUCUUUGUUCUUCAUGUUUUCUAUGGGACUUUCAGUUUGAAUUCUUCUGGAUUCUAUUUGGUUCUCACUUACUGCUUUGCAGUUCAUGUUCUGGAUGUUAGAGUAGCUUUCGUAACACGUUUUAAUUAAAGCUGGCAAGUUUGUUUUGCUUUGUGUUAUCGAUUCUUCAAGUUUUUUAGCUUGAUUUCUUGCUUUGGAAGGAUUGAAUGGAAAAUGAAUUUAGAAGGAAGCUCUACUCUAUUUUCUUUUUCAUUGUUAGUUCUCUCACUUGUCUUUUCCAUAGAACAUCAUCGUAUCUAAUCUUUUUAGAUCCUUCUGUUUGCCUCUUGCAAUUCAGCUGUUCUUUCUCUCCCUUGCUGGUUAAAAAAUUGUUAGAGGCCAACAAUGCCGUGUUUGUCGCCUGAACUUUUCAGUUCAGAACUCUCAUCUUAACCAAUGAUUUAUACACUACACGUUCUAUUUUACAGUGUUCUCUCGGGAUGUUUGUUCUUUUGUAUGCUUAUCCUCAAAAUCUCAUGCUUCUUUUUGACGUGUCCAUUUCUUUCAUAACUUCGAAUCAUUGGGAAAGUAUUUUUUCACCUGAGAGAGUUUCUCUGUUUAAUUUAUGAACAUCUUGUUUGAAAAUCAGUAGUUUUUGUCAAUAGUCGUUAGAAAUUUCAGGGGAGUGCAAUUGAAUUAUAGAUUUGGAGCGUUCUAAAGUCUUUGAAUUAUCUUUCCCUUUUUUUUUUUUGGGAUGAGGCAUCGUUUGUUCAUCAGUUGUCAAAACAUCUAUAAGAAUUUUUUGUUUCUCUUGCCAUCUUCAUAAAAUGCACCUUUGUGCGGUUAGUUUUAUUUUCUGCUUCAUGGUUUCUUACUAGGUUAUGCUUGACUUUCAUUUGCAGGAUGAGUGUACCAUCCAAGUUCUGUUCUGAGAGGGAUAUCCAGCAGUAAGGUCAACGGAUAUGGGAGCCUCGAGUUCUAAAGUAGAGGAAGAUAAGGCCCUUCGACUAUGUCGUGAAAGGAAGAAGUUUGUUAAGCAGGCCCUUCAUGGAAGAUGCUCACUAGCAACAGCCCAUGCUGAAUACAUUCAGUCAUUGAGAUGUACAGGGACUGCUCUCAAGAUAUUUGUACAACCUGAAGGUCCAAUAGAAUCACCCUUAUACACUUCCAAUAUUGCAACUCCUGAGCCCCUUGCCUUUACUGAAAAAUCGUCUCAAUUUUCAUUUUCUCCAUCCUUCUCACAACAUGUGGAUACUGCUGGUAAUCUUUCUCCAUCACCUUCUCCUCCUACUUCAAGUCGGUUUCAGGCAAAUCAUAUGCAAUUCAGGGGUACUUUUGCUCACAAGGUUGAAGAAAAAUUGCCCUCACCUGUUAUUGGAACUAUAACCUCAUCAGACAUUCCAGCUAGUGCCACACCUCAAACCUUCGAAAGACCUCAAACACUAUCAUUUGAAGGCUCUUCUGCACCUCAGGAAGGAGGUUGGGAUUACUUUUUUCCUUCAAAUAAUCAUGAAUUUUCCUUUCAAGAUGGGAAUGGUUUGAAUAAUGGAGGGUUUGAGUUUGAGAAUGCUGGUGGUGGAAGAUACUUUAAGGAAGAGGAUGGAAAUUUUGAAUAUGGAGAUAAAGAAGGGAAGGGUUCUUUACAUGGUGGGGAGGAAUCUCAAAACUCGGAGGAUGAGUUCGAUGAACCUGCUUCAGAAACUCUGGUGCGAAGUUUUGAAAAUUUUAACAGGGUACACGAUGAUGGAGCAGCAAAUGCUUCUCCUACUUUGCAUACUGUAAAAAGUAUAGCUUCAGAGCCUGAGUUAGUGAAUCAGGGGAAGAACCAUUCUCCUGGUUUGUCACCUUUACGAACCACGUCUUCAGUAGUUCCAUUUACAUCUGUUUUUGGUAAAGCAACUGCAAAGGAGGACAGUAUUGAGAAUACAGCCGUCAAGGACUUAUUUUCAAGCAUGAAGGAAAUUGAGAUUCUCUUUAUAAAAGCUUCUGAAUCUGGCAAAGAAGUUCCAAGAAUGCUGGAAGCAAAUAAGUUGCACAUACGUCCAAUUUUUCCUGGAAAAGAAAACCCACCAUUAUCAUCAACAUUAUUGAAGUCCUGCUUUUCAUGUGGAGAUGACCCGAGUGUUGUUCGUGAAGAGCCGGUUCAAACUGCAACAAAGUACUUGACUUGGCAUAGGACCACGUCAUCACGCUCCUCUUCAUCCAGGAAUCCUUUGGGAGGAAACUCAAAAGAGGAUGUUGAGGACCAGUCUAGCAACUUAUUCGAGAACUUCUGCAUGAACUCAGGCAGUCAUGCUUCAACCUUGGAUAGGCUAUAUGCAUGGGAAAAGAAGCUCUAUGAUGAAGUCAAGGCUAGUGAGAUGGUCAGGAAAGAGUAUGAUCUCAAAUGUAAAAUGCUACGGCAUUUAGAAUCAAAGGAAGUUGGUCUACCAAAAAUUGAUAAAACACGAGCUGUUAUCAAGGAUUUACAUUCCAGAAUCAGAGUGGGAGUUCAUAGAAUAGAUUCUAUAUCAAAGAAGAUUGAAGAAUUGCGAGACAAAGAGCUCCAACCACAACUCGAGGAGUUGAUUGAAGGGUUAAGUCGGAUGUGGGAAGUGAUGUUUGAUUGCCACGAGCAUCAACUACAAAUCAUCAAAGCAGCAUCCUACCAUGGCACCAUGAAAAUCUCGAUGCAGUCUGAAACAAGGAGGCACAACACCAUUUAUUUAGAAACCGAACUCGCAUCUUUAUCAUCAAGUUUUAUGAAGUGGAUCACAGCCCAGAAGUCGUAUCUGCAUUCGAUAGAUGGGUGGCUUCUCAAAUGUGUGGCUCUACCUCAAAAAGCAUCCAGGGGAAAAAGGAGAGCACAAGCUCCAUCCAUCAAAACGUAUGGACCACCCCCUAUAUACAUUACGUGUAGCGUCUGGUUGGAAAAGAUUAAUGAUUUACCUACAAAGGAGGUCGUAGAUUCGAUAAAGGACUUGGCAGUUGAAACUGCCCGUCUUUUGCCACACCAAGAGAAAAACCCAGGGAAGAGGAAGGUUGGGAAAAAUCUUUCAAUCUUAACAUCGUUCAAGGCUGGGAAUGACAGUGAGUCAAUGGGGAAUAAUUUGUUACAAGGGGAAGCAUCAGAGAGCUUGAUCUCUGGUUUUGAUCAUUUCAGACCAAGCUUGGUUAAGUUUUUUGAAAAGUUGAAUAACUUUGCAGAUUCUUCUGUGAAAAUGUAUGCAGAACUUGGGAAGACCAUUCAAGAUUUCAAGAGUAAUUAUGAACAGUGGAAAUCCCAGAGACUGGAAAAACAAACGGGCAUCUGAGUAUGAAGAAGAAAUUGAAAGGAAGGUCACAGGAUUUGUAUAUGAAAAGACAAAAUAAAGAAGGCUGUUCUCUAUGUCUUACCUACCGAAACUGAAGCAGAAAAUAAAGGAGAAGCUGAUGUAAGCAGCAGAUAUAGAUAUAUAUAUAUAUAUAUUUGAAGAUAAGAAAAUUGAUGUUGGAAGGUGUAAUUACAGAGUUUUACAUUACACGUCAAAAUAGAAUCAAUUUGCUGAGUUAUUAGGCAUUGUACAGUUCUAUUUUCUUUUCCCCAAAACAUGAAGACACCUUCAAGU